Messenger RNA from Thyridium curvatum, 1218 nucleotides. RefSeq lists its product as uncharacterized. The record is from RefSeq and is a predicted model, not a curated record. The coding region runs from base 1 to 1218 and encodes 405 amino acids. The transcript has a single exon. NCBI's taxonomy places the organism in Eukaryota, Fungi, Ascomycota, Sordariomycetes, Thyridiales, Thyridiaceae.
AUGGCUGCAGUUCACGUUGUUUCGAAGCUGGAUAACUCUGAACAUGCUGUUUGCAAGAUCACAAGCGAUAAUUCAGUGCUUGCUCCCUCUUCGGUUCGAGCGCAGUCAUUGCUUAUCUCGCUGACCUCCAACAAUCUCACCUACGCCCGCAACGGAGGGCGACUGCAUUGGUGGGAUGUCUACCCAGUGCCGCCCGAUGCCCCGGCGCCUUUCAACAACCGGCAGGAAUGGGGCAUCGUGCCGGCAUGGGGAUAUGCCCGUGUUGUCGAGAGUACGGUCGAUGCCAUUGCCAAAGGUUCUCUCCUCUACGGCAUGUGGCCGACGUCAGUGCAUUUCGUCGACCUCCAGCUACGACGGUCUGAGCCUGCAGGGCAUUGGAUCGAAUGUAGCCCGCACCGGGACCAGCUCAUGACGGCCUACAACCACUACGAGGAAGCGUCUCCCACCGAUCCAUUGGAAUUGCAGAUGACGGCUCUUUGCAAACCACUGUCGGGCGGUCCAUCGCUGCUCAACUCCAGUGUCUUCUCAGCCCAGCGACUUCACCCUUUCGGGACAGGCGCUCCGUGGUCCGAGGAAGAUGCUGACUUGUCCUCGGCUGUGGUCAUCAGCCUUUCGGCCUCGAGCAAGACCGGGAGAAGCUUCUUCUGGGAGCUUGCACGCAACCGGGACACGGCGUCGAGCGGCCCUUUGGCCCUUUUGCAGUUGACCUCUGCACCCGAAACGCUUCCUCAGUAUGAAACCACUCUUCCCGUCAAAUCGAUGUUCUACGGCGACCUCGAUUCCGUAUCAUGGGCACAGCGUUUUCAGCCCUCACGCAUAGUGAUUCUUGACUUUGGUGCUCCUGACGCAGUCCUUGAAUCCGUACGGUCCUCAUCAUCCAAGAUCGCUGCCUCUGUGACAGUCAUAAGUAUUGGGUACGAGGCCAAGGUGUACAAGCCUGAGGAACUACAGGCACGCAUGGCUACCAACAGCUCAAAGGUACAGCUCAAUACGAGUGGACUGCGCGACCAAGCCGUCAAACUCGUGGGGGCAGACAACUACUUUCAGAGGCUGGACACGGAUUGGAAACGAUGGCUUGAGGAGAAGGCAUAUGGCGACCUACAGGCAAAGGUGAUGAGCGGUGUUGAGGGAAGACAGGGAAUCGAGGGAGCUUGGAGUGACUUGUGUCAGCGCAGAGUUCCGGCAAACGUGGGCAUGAUCGUCGACUUGUCGAAGUAG